AUGCCCUUUUCUAAUUCGGCCUGGUCUCCCACCAUGAAUGCCGCCGCACAACCGCGCCCGGUGCUCCCUUCCCAUAAUUCUAUUGCCAGCUUCCGGAACACUCUCACGUGGUUCAUUCUCGUCACGUGCAUCCUCUACAUUCUCUAUUCUUCCAACCUCAUCCUCACCGCUCACCACAGUUGUCCCACCUCGACUGCUACUGCCACCACCGCCACCGAUCAAGUUGUGGUUGAUAAUGACGAUCUCAAUUCACUAUCCUCCAACUUUUCCUCCACGUCCGGCCAGGCCGAAACAUUUCUAUUGGAUGAACGUCAACUGGAAAAGACAAACGACGUUAAUUACUUAGUACGACCGGAAAACAAAAACGACGCGACGCCCACCGAGCUAAAGCAUGUCGUUUUCGGGAUCGCGGCAUCGUCGAAGCUGUGGAACAAGCGGAAAGAAUACAUUAAGGUGUGGUGGCGACCUAAGGAGACGAGAGGUGUGGUUUGGAUGGAUAAGAAGGUGAGGACGAGCUGGCGGGACCAGGCGGUGCUCCCGGAGAUCCGAAUCUCCGGUGACACGUCACGGUUCAAGUACACGAACCGGCAGGGUCAGAGGUCGGCGGUGAGGAUAUCUAGGGUGGUAUCGGAGACCCUGAGGAUGGGGCUGAAGGACGUGAGGUGGUUCGUCAUGGGGGACGAUGACACGAUUUUUAUCGUUGAAAAUUUGGUAAGGGUUUUGUCAAAAUACGACCACAGGCAGUUUUAUUACGUAGGCAGUUCGUCGGAAAGCCACGUACAGAACAUAUACUUUUCUUAUGGUAUGGCGUACGGGGGUGGUGGAUUCGCAAUAAGUUAUCCAUUGGCUGUAGAGUUGGAGAAGAUGCAGGACCGGUGUAUUCAGCGUUACCCUGGCUUGUACGGCAGUGAUGAUCGCAUGCAGGCUUGCAUGGCUGAGCUUGGUGUACCUCUUACUAAGGAACCUGGUUUUCAUCAGUAUGAUGUGUACGGAGAUCUAUUAGGCCUUCUGGGAGCUCAUCCAGUAACACCACUGCUAUCGCUCCACCACAUCGACGUUGUGGAGCCAAUAUUCCCACGCACCACACGCGUGAAAGCACUCCAACAGCUAUUCCAAUCGGUGAAGCUGGACUCGGCCAGCAUAAUGCAGCAAUCAAUCUGCUACGACAAGCGUCGAUCCUGGUCCAUCUCCAUUUCGUGGGGCUACGUUGUUCAAAUCAUUAGGGGAGUCCUCUCCCCUAGAGAGCUCGAGAUGCCCACCAGGACUUUUCUCAAUUGGUACCCUAGAGCUGAUUACACUGCUUAUGCUUUCAACACUAGGCCUGUCACCAAACACCCUUGCCAGAAGCCCUACGUUUUUUACAUGAACUCUGUUCGAUAUGAUCGCUCCAAAAGAGACAUGGUUGGUCUUUAUAGUAGGGAUCGUAGGUCUCGCCACCCUUAUUGCCGGUGGAAGAUGGAGUCUCCGGAGAAGAUCGACUCCAUUGUUGUAUUGAAAAGGCCCGAUGCUCAACGUUGGCAAAAGUCACCAAGGAGGGAUUGUUGUAAAGUUCUACCAUCGACUAAGAAGUCAACAAUGUACUUAUGGGUAGGAAGUUGUCGAGGAGGAGAGAUUAGUGAAUUGUAG
Molecule: messenger RNA, 1626 nt
Organism: Humulus lupulus (European hop)
Lineage: Eukaryota; Viridiplantae; Streptophyta; Magnoliopsida; Rosales; Cannabaceae
Exons: 3
Coding region: 1-1626 (541 amino acids)
Molecular function (GO): acetylglucosaminyltransferase activity
Source: RefSeq, a predicted model, not a curated record